Molecule: messenger RNA, 669 nt
Organism: Ornithodoros turicata
Lineage: Eukaryota; Metazoa; Arthropoda; Arachnida; Ixodida; Argasidae
Product: peroxiredoxin-6-like
Exons: 6
Coding region: 1-669 (222 amino acids)
Biological process (GO): cellular oxidant detoxification; cell redox homeostasis
Cellular component (GO): cytosol; mitochondrion
Molecular function (GO): peroxiredoxin activity
Source: RefSeq, a predicted model, not a curated record
AUGGUGAAUCUAGGCGAUGAAUUUCCAAACUUUGAAGUGAAUACGACCAAAGGGAAGUUGGAUCUUCAUGCAUACUUUGGCAAGUCGUGGGGCAUCCUGUUCUCCCAUCCGUCAGACUUCACCCCUGUCUGCACUACAGAGCUGGGUACGAUGGCCAAAAUGAUGCCCGACUUCGAAAAGGCCAACGUCAAGGUCGCGGGACUGUCUUGCAGUUCCCUCGAAUCGCACUUCGGAUGGAUAAAGGACAUCCAAGCCUUCCACGGUCUGAAAGGAGACUUCCCAUUUCCAAUGAUUGCGGACGAGUCUCGAGAACUGGCCGUCAAGCUGGGCAUGGUGGACCCCGUGGACAAGGACAGCGAAGGGAUACCUCUCACCUGCAGAGCGGUAUUCAUAGUGGGACCUGAGAAGAAACUCAUGCUGUCGAUGCUGUAUCCCGCCACUACAGGACGGGACUUUAGCGAAAUCCUCAGGGCAGUAAAAUCUCUGCAGCUGACGGUGACAAAGAAAGUGGCAACUCCCGCAAACUGGCAGCCUGGUGGUCCAUGCAUGGUGAUACCUGCAGUAAAGGACGAGGAAAUUCCUUUGCUCUUCCCUAAAGGAGUCACUGUGUACAACGUCCCUUCUGGAAAGAGAUACCUUCGGAUGACGCCCCAGCCGGAUGAAGAUUAG